This is a messenger RNA of Girardinichthys multiradiatus, 3324 nucleotides long. It is a transcript of the gene slc7a10a, whose product is annotated as solute carrier family 7 member 10a. The record is from RefSeq and is a predicted model, not a curated record. The coding region runs from base 91 to 1584 and encodes 497 amino acids. Gene Ontology annotation, biological process: D-alanine transmembrane transport; amino acid transmembrane transport; D-serine transmembrane transport. Gene Ontology annotation, molecular function: neutral L-amino acid transmembrane transporter activity; L-amino acid transmembrane transporter activity. NCBI's taxonomy places the organism in Eukaryota, Metazoa, Chordata, Actinopteri, Cyprinodontiformes, Goodeidae. Gene Ontology annotation, cellular component: membrane. The transcript is spliced from 11 exons.
GCAUCCGGCGGUGUGGGACGCGGUUCAGUCUACAGUAUCUGACCCGAACAGAGGGGAAGGAGGAAGCGCGCUGGCAAGAUAGAGUGAGCGAUGGAUGACAAAGAGAAGAGGAAGAAGGAUGAAAACGCCAAUAAUGAUGAUAAAGUCACGCUGAAAAAAGAAAUCGGACUGUUAAGCGCCUGCGCUAUUAUCAUCGGGAACAUCAUUGGCUCGGGGAUCUUCAUCUCACCCAAAGGAGUUCUGGAGCAUGCAGGCUCGGUGGGACUGUCGCUCAUCGUCUGGGUUUGUGGAGGAGGGAUCUGUGCUCUUGGGUCAUUGUGCUACGCUGAGCUGGGUGUCACGAUCCCCAAAUCUGGAGGAGACUAUUCUUAUGUGACUGAGAUCUUUGGGGGGCUUGUAGGCUUCCUGUUGUUAUGGAGUGCUGUCCUUAUCAUGUAUCCAACUACGCUGGCUGUCAUUGCCCUCACCUUCUCCAAUUACGUCUUGCAGCCAGCCUUCCAGAACUGCUUCCCUCCAUUCAUCGCCACCAGACUGCUCGCCACCAUCUGUGUCUUGUUCCUGACCUGGGUGAACUGCUCCAGUGUCCGCUGGGCGACAAGGAUUCAGGACAUUUUCACUGUAGGAAAACUUCUCGCCCUAGUGCUCAUCAUCGUGGUUGGACUCGUCCAGAUCUUUAAUGGUCACUACGAUGCCCUGCGGCCCAGCGUGGCCUUUGAAUUCAGUCAGGACCCCUCAUUUGGACAGAUAGCGCUGGCCUUCCUACAAGCGUCCUUUGCUUACAGCGGGUGGAAUUUCCUCAACUAUGUUACAGAAGAAGUCGUAGAGCCACGCAGGAACCUGCCUCUUGCCAUCUACAUUUCCAUCCCACUGGUGACCCUGGUCUACACCAUGACCAACAUUGCCUACUUCACCUCCAUGACACCCGAGGAGCUGCUCACCUCUAAUGCUGUGGCAGUGACAUUUGGGGAGAAGCUGCUGGGCAUGUUUUCCUGGGUGAUGCCCAUCUCUGUAGCACUGUCCACAUUCGGAGGGAUCAAUGGAUAUUUGUUCACCUCUUCCAGAUUAUGCUUCUCAGGAGCCAGAGAGGGUCAUCUGCCAUAUCUCCUGGCCAUGAUCCAUCUUAAAAACUGCACACCGAUCCCUGCACUGCUUGUCUGUUGUUUUGCCACUGUACUCAUCUUGUGUCUUGGAGAGACACACAACCUGAUCAAUUACGUGUCCUUCAUCAACUAUCUGUCCUACGGGGUUACCAUCGCCGGCCUGCUUUACCUGCGCAAGAAGAGACCCAACCUGGCGAGACCUAUUAAGGUAAACCUGUUGGUUCCCAUCACCUACUUGAUUUUCUGGGCCGUAUUGCUGUUCUGCAGUUUGUACUCUGAGCCGGUGGUUUGUGGCCUCGGCAUGGUCAUCAUGCUGACUGGUGUCCCCGUUUACUUUGUGGGAGUUCAGUGGAGAGAAAAACCCAAAUGGAUUUACAUACUGCUUGAAAGGGUGACAUACAUGGGCCAGAAGCUGUGUUAUGUUGUGUUUCCGCAGGGAGACUCCGCAGAAACUAAACCCCUCACUGCCAAAGCCAUUGACUGAGCAGUUAGGGCAACCAGGUCUCUCAUUUUUGCAUCCACGCCUGCACUUUCAGUUUUUGCUGUUAGAUUUUCCAAUUGUUUGCUCCGUGAAUUGGGAAGAGUUGCCGUCAUAUGUUUUCUUGUACGUUUUCCUGAAUCCAGCUGGGAUUAAGGAAAAUAAAAAAAGACAUAAAUAUGCAAGCAGCUUCUGUACUUAGCCAUAUUUUUAUUGCUACUGCUGCCUUCAGAACUGUUUCACUAAUUACUGGUCAGUUGUAAUGUUAUAGCUUUUCUGUGACUAUCUCUGCGUAGCUUCAAUAUUUGGUUCUUCUUUUCUACGAUACACUCGCUGUUCAUUUCAUCUUCAGUCUGUUGCAAAUGUUCUCUGAGAGAGACCAUAUGUGCCUUUUGGUGUUGUUUUUUUAAAGGAAAUCUAUUUAUCUGUCCUCGCAAAGAAAUAACAAGAGAGACCUGAGGAUGGUAAGAAGCUUAGGUGGGUAAACUAAAUAAAUGAAUCUUUCAGAGUUUAACCUGCAAAUGUCUGGUUUCCUGAGGUAGGCGCUUGAAAGUUUCUUUAUAAGUUUCCCCCCUUUGCAGAUUCAGUUGUGAACUCUCUAAAGGUGCUCACCCAACCCAGAUGUUCUCAGACUUUGGAAUUCAACCUUCUUGUUACCAUAUAGUACUGACUACAAACCUAUUAUUAUAUACUAUUAGCUAAAUCCAAACUGACAGCUGUAAUAUAUUAUAGGCAGAUAAUAAUAAUAAUACACUGGCCUGCUCCAACUUCUCUAGUCACACAUCACCAAUCGACUUUUUAUAAUUCCGUCACCUAACUUAAGGUACUGAUGACAUUUUACGCUUGUACAGAUCCUAGGCCUCUUUAUGUACUAAAAAUUACUUGAAUUUGUGUUGUCAGGUCUUUACAUUAUACUACAUGAUGGUGCAGGUGAAAUGUUAAUUUGCAUUUCAAGAGAUGGCUUAGAUGUUUGGAAGUGAGGUUUUGAGAUGUUAUCAACAGUGGUUUCCUCAGCCUGUGGGAUACAACACUAUAUAAACCCUCAGCCAGACAACAUGCCUGGUAACUAUGCUGUCUUAUAUUGCUAAAAUUGGCUAAAAGCUUGUCUCAUUAACUAGCAUUCUGUUAUUGCUCAGGACUUUUUCACUUUCUGCAAACUUACUUUUAGUACAGGUGAGGAAACUAGUAAUGAUAACUUCAUAGAACCUCACAUAGAAAAAUGUCAAACUGUCCCUUUAAAUUCUUUGGGGAUCUUACUGCCAUAGUCAUGUCGGUGCCAUUAGCUUUAAAAGAAUGGUAACUGACCGAGAAGAUAUUGUUUUUCCCUAGAAAGCACUUGUUCAAAAGCAUCUUAUGUUGCAAAGACAACAGAACAAAUGAAAGUUUGGGUCUCUGGUCUUGUUCAACAGGAUUUAAAUCAGAGAGGUUGGUGUGGGAAUUGAACUUGUGGUACUUUGUCAAAGCCCCAUAUAUAUCCUGUUAACUCUGGGCAUUUAAUAAAGAGAUUCGUUGCACCUAAAACAACACUUCUGUCUUGUCGUGUCCAGGCACAGUUAUUUUUGCCGUUUUGUAAAUACUGUGUAAAAGAAAAUGAGCCAAGGACUCCUGCAGAGAUUACAUUCCUCAGAUGUGUUGUGAUAUCUUUUCACACUAUAAUAAUUCUGUGUACCCCCAUGGUUUGCAUAAACAUGUAAAGUUGUAAAAUAAUAACAAUAAAAGUGUUAUUAAAUAUAGCAGCUUAUAAAA